UGGGCACCACAGCACCAUCGCCAUGAAGAACCUCGCCUGGGAGACCGUCGCUGCUCUGGGAAUCUGUGUACUGUGUGCUUUUUGUCUUUCUCAUCUUCAAAACCAAAUCACCACCGAGUUUGCAUUUUUCUUUCGUAGGUCAUGCAAAAGACAGAGAUGGGGAAGCUCUGUGCCCCAUGUGAAGGUGAGAAACCAACUAGCACGCGCAUCACGUUCCAACGAGAAGCAUCUCACCACAACGCCAUGAAACCCUACAGAUCCGUAUCCUGAGCCACCUCGUUUUGGACCCGACCAGAUUUCGGCCCGAGCUUCUCCAGUUGUACGUGCUUUACAAGAACAACGGAAACCUGAAUCUCUUGGUCACGCCCUGGCAGAAAUUGUCCGGAAAGUGCCUCACUGUACGUAGAUUUUUUUUCAUAAUUUCACUUUCAAGUAUUCGGUCCAGUUCAGUAGUGAAAACGACUAACAGGGAUCAUUCUGAUCGCGAAGCGUGUUAUCAUUAGGUCUACCGUUGGCUCGGUUUCGUCUCGUGUGCGACGCCCCACAUAUGGAGCGUGGCCAUGCAAUCUUCGGGGCCCGGGCGCCCAUUCAAGAUGGCAGCUGGCAUGUCUUGGUCGCCGGGCGCGGGCACCCGCCCCGACGGCGCCCCGCCUGCUAGCCGGCCUGUUUUGGUGGGCCCCAUGUUGCCACGCCAACCCGCGCAAGCCGGCCGGCGGUUUUUGUUUUCUCGGGCCCCCGCUGGUCAGCCCCGCCGCCUUCGGCCGCGCCGCGCCGCUUUUUGGUCCGCGGCCGCCACCGCGAUCUACAGGUCGAGGCGCUUGGCCGCUUGGUGGCGAAAUGCAAAGCCCGUUGCCACGUAGCGCAGGAAGCUUGUGGCGGAUUUGUGGCCUGACAUUUGCUGCACCACCGUUGGGGCGACGCCCUGGAGAAUCAGGCGGGUGCAGAAGCUCCGGCGUGGUGUGUGGCUCGUGAUUGCACUCGGCCGGCAGCUCUCCGGGUCGCAAGGCGUGAAGCCCUGGCGGGCCUUGCGGAUUAAUUUUUCGUACGCAUGGUAUGAGAAAGAAAAGAUGGGGCCGGAAAGUUUUCCGUCGGGGGCCUCGCGCUCGCAGUGCUUCCGGAAGUUGGCGAGCGUCAUAAGCGUCUCGGCGCCCGGGGCGAUGGGGCAGCACGCAAGCAGCCCGCGCCCGCCGCCCCGUGCUGUUUUCGAGUCCCCUACCUGGAUUUGCGUCCAUUCGGGGUUGAGAUCUUCCCAGCAAAGUUGGCGCACAUCUGCGCCCCGUCGGCCGGUCAGGCAUUGAAGGAGCCACGCAAACUGGGCGCGGAGCCCGGCGGCCUUUUUUCGCCCUGUCGAGUCCCGCAGGUGUUCGCCAAACCGCCCACAGUCUUUCAUUGUCAGGGCGCCGGAUUUUUCGGCGUGUUCGGCCUGCGCGGGGAUUUUCUGCGCUGUUUUGCUUUUCGCCGCCUGUUUCGCCCGUGCGCAGGGUGGUUUUUUUCGUUUCUGCUUUGGUGGCGCCAUUCUUUUUGCUCAAAAAAAUUAAAUUUUAAAAAUUAGGGCCGGUGGCAGGCUAAAUGUUUUAAAAAAGCGAGGCAGGUCAAGUGGUCUGAUGUGUCCUAUUGUGGUCCUUUUUCCUGUUGCGAAAAAUUACACAUGGGGGAACUCGUUUCGUUUUUGGGUGGCGAGCGUGGCACGGUCCUGGGCGUUUGGCGGGUCUCCGGCGCCAUUUUGCCGGUGGGCCCCGCAUUGCCUCCAAAGGGCGGGGCCCUUUGCGUGGCCCUGGGGCCCACCCCCGCCCGGUGUUGCUGCAAGAUCAAUAGGGUAAAGCGACAAACCGUGCUAGUUGGGGACUAGCAUGGUGUUUGGUAGUUUCAGCGCUACAGAUCGCAACCUGAGGGCGGGGAGAGUGGAUGGAAAUCCGCCGGCCCCGCGGUUGCCCGUAUCCGCUUCGUUUGUGGUGGACGUAGGCCCACCCCGCCAGCCCCGCCAGCGCUACCAAGUAUGCGCGCGGCGGUGGGCGGGCAAUGGCCUUCCGGCAGCGCGGGGGGGCAGCAUGGUUAUCAUUGGCGCAGGGGUAGGCAGGUCCGGGCGCGCUUAUUCGGAAUGCCGUCGGACCGGCAGUGGUGGAUGCUUACCUUUUAUUUUGCGUGAGCUUCUGAGCGCCCACGGCUCAGGUGAGUUUCCGUCUUCGAUUUCGAUCCGGUGCAUUUUUGGACCAAGUUUCAGCCUGUUGAAGUUGAUCUCACUCUAUAUAUUGGCAUUUGGAGAACAUAGAAGUCGGAAUUCGAAAAAGUUUCAAUUUCUAUUUCAAUCAGCUGCGCAAGCAGUUUCUGAAGAAGAAGGAGGCUCUCGUCGCCCAGGGUCAACCGUUGCCGACCUUUGCCGACGAGGUGGCCUACGCGAUCGGCCGCAUGGACGGGCUGACUGAGCAGCAAUACAAGACCGGGUGCUACACUGCCGAGAACAAGUUUUUCGAGCCGAACAGUGGCGCCCUGAGGGUGUUGAAGUCCUGUGUCAAAAAGGACGACCUGGAGAUUUUCACCUUGUGCCACACUACU
Molecule: messenger RNA, 2553 nt
Organism: Amoebophrya sp. A120
Lineage: Eukaryota; Dinophyceae; Syndiniales; Amoebophryaceae
Source: the annotation of a GenBank genome assembly